GCCGAGCCUCGGUUUGGCUCAAAGUGCCGGGUUGCACGCGCGUUGUUUCCCUCGCGCUUCCGUUGGCAGGAAAUCUGUCAGUUGGUGAGAUAGAAACGGGGAAGGCCUUGUGAGCUGGAGGGAAUUUUUUUUUGGGAAUAGAUUGCAACCUAUUUGUAUGAUUUCCCAUUAGUUGGGGAUUCGCUGAGAACAUUUGUCGUUGUUGUGUGCAUUGCACUUUUAAAUCUUGUCUGAAACAGUGGUGUUGUGACUUCCUGGAUUGAAUUUCAAGAAAACGGGAGGAAACCAUUUGCUUCCUUUCUGCAUCUGCUAUGAUUGCUAUUCGGAACCAGUUGCAAAAGGAUGUUUUCACACCGCAGGAGGAGAGGUUGUUGGGCUUGGUCUUCGUCUGGAAAGCUGGAAAGAAGCGGAAAAACUGUAUCUUGUGCGCCGCAGUGUCAACUGAUCGUCCGUAUCAAGCUUCCCUUGUGAAAUUUAAGAAAGCUGAUAAAGGCGAUGUGUACAAACAAGUGGCCUGGUGGUCAUUUGAGGAUCUGAUGCUUGUUGACGGAAAGGAUCCAGACAAGGAUAAUCCCGAGUUCGAUUUGCAGUUUGAUAAAGUGUACAAGUGGAUUGCCAGUAAUCCUGGAGAAAAAAAUAAUUUCAUGUCAUGUCUCUUCAAACUCAAUCAUCGUUAUUUACACAGCAGGAUUAAGUUUGUAAACAUCAGUUCUCAGAUACUGGAAGAAAGUCUGCGCCCUGCAAUGGAGCAGCAAGAAGGAGGAGCAAUUGCAGUGGAAGAAGAGCUCGAUGGUUAUCAAGAACUGACAUCAAAAGAGGCAUUUGAUAUUGAGAAGUUAAUGGAGCAAUUUGAUCAGUCUAUUUCCAACUCAGAAGCUUUUGCAGACAAAAUGAGUAAAGAUCUCCAGGUGUUAGAUGAGGCAAACAUACGAUCCAUCAUUGUGUCUGAGAAGCAAGUAACUGAAAUGAUGGAACUGAUUGAUGUGGCUCUUGUUGAAGUGAAGAAUAUUGAACAGACCCUUCAAACUUACGAAGAGUUGCUGCAGAGUGUAAAAGAACAGAUGGAUCAUAUUCACCAAAGCAAUUACCAAUUACAAGUCAUUGAUUGUAACCAACAAAAACUUUUAGAGGAAGUCAUUUUUCUUGUGCACAAAUUGGACCUUGAUAAAGAACAUCAACAUGCAUUAAGAAAUGGUGAUCUGUGCACAUCUGAGAAUUUACAGUCUUGCAUUGUUGCUGUUGAAGCUCUGAAUAAUUGCAUGAAUGUUAAGUUGUUUCCAGGCCAUCGGAAACUGCAAGGUGUGGUGGAACAAUUAAUAAUGUUUGAAAACUUACGGCAGCAAUUUGAAAGUCGAUUCAUACGGCAUAUUAAUUCUUUAUUUGUACUACAGGGAAAUGACCAAAACAUUGGCUUGCUGCAACAAUCAGGAGAGCUAAUUUUUCCCAAACAUCAUCUUUUCCAAGAUGAGUUAUUGCCAUAUAGCCCUCUAAUGGCUUGGAUUAAAAACAACAGCCCUGCUAUUUUUACUGAUUUAUCAAAGGUGUAUUCAGGAAGCAUUAGAAAACUUUAUGAAAAACAAACCAAAGAAUUCUUUGAUCUGGUGAAGUUUAAAUUAACUGGAACAAAAGAAGGCAUGAGAUUCAGAAUUCAGGAAAGUUUUGAAAAGCUGACUGCUUCUACAUCCAACCUACAGAAAACACUUUUCAGAAAUUCUUUAUAUGAGCAUUUAGGAUCAGAAACUGACAUUACAGAUCGUGGAAUGAUGGACAAGGCAAAGGAUGAACAGGAGAAAGAAUGGAGCAUUUCUACAUUUUGUACACAGAUCAUAGACCAGGUAUUAGCCGAAUUGGAACCCAUAUGUAUUGCCGAAGAGGAAUUUAUCACCAAAUUCUUUAUGUUGACAGAAGACGCAUGCAGUGAAGCACCACAGUUGUUGGGGAGUAAGUGUGAUCUCGUUCAUGUGGGUAACCAGGAUUCAAUGGAGAGAGUACAAACUUAUCGGAGCGCUACAGAGCAGGAAGAUCCCAGUGUAAGCACUAAAAAGAAAAUUAUGAGUGAAAUUUUCAGUACUCUUGAACAAGACCUAAAGGGGUUUGUAAACCUGUGUGACAAGAUCAACCCUUCCAACACCCUGCAUUUGCUGGUAGUAGUGAGCCAGCAUGCACUGAUAACUCAAGAUUGUGACCGUUCUUCCUUUCUCAAAUCUACACUUGGCAACAUUCUGGUGCACAUUAAACGCAACUUUGACAAAUGCAUUUCUACUUUGUGCAAGCAAAUAGAAGAAGCUAAGGUCCCAAAGAAGACUAAGAUUGGUAUUCUGCCAAUUGUUAUUGGAUUUGAGGAGUUUGUAACUGUUGCUGAAGCUAUCUUUAGGAAUGCUGAGAGAAGAGGUGAUCUGGAUAAAGCUUACAACAAAGUAAUUGCAGCAGUCUUCACCAGUGUUGAAAAUAUUGCCUCAAUGAAUCUGAAGACUCCACCAGAUGUGGUUAUGAUGGAGAAUUUUCAUCACAUUUCCUGCUUCCUCUCGGAAUUGAAAAUCCACAGUCUUGAAGAAAGGAAAAAAGAAGCUUCUCAAAAAUAUUCAGAACAUCGUGAUCUCUAUGUUACCAAAUACUUGGGACGGCCUUUGGAGAAACUAAAUAUCUUCUUUGAUGGAGUCAAGGCCCGUAUUGCACAAGGUGUCAAAGAAAAUGAAGUUAGCUAUCAACUGGCAUUUAGCAAACAGGAGCUAAGGAAAGUGAUUGAAAAAUAUCAAGGGAAAGAGGUAAAGAAAGCGCUGGAAAACCUGUACAAAAAAGUGGUUAGACAUCUGAGUGAAGAAGGAAACUUGUUACAGGUAGUGUGGUAUACAAUGCAAGGAGAGUUUGUCCGCCAGUACAAGGAGUUUCAAGAAAUGAUUGCUCGGUGUUACCCCGGCUCUGGAAUAACCAUGAAUUUCAGUAUAGAUGAUAUUCUGCAGUAUUUUAUGGAUAUAACAAAGUCAAACUAACUACUGACUGUUUAAUAUUGUGUCAACUCCUAUUCAAACUCAAAAUUGGUUAAAUUAUCAUAAAAGAUUUGGAAUCUUUCACUUGUACAGGGUUUGUUAUGCAAAAUUUUAAGUUGUGCUAACUCCACUCUUGUGAUUUUAUAUAAUUAAAUGAGAACACCAGCCUAUUGUAAUUUUAAUUAUUAAGAAAAUGCCUUGUAGAUUUUGUUUGGAUUCUCAUUUCAAAAUCAACACUUCGAAACUUAUAAAGCAUUGUAGUAACUAAGAGAAUGACUAAAUUUUACUGUUGAAUACUUAAAAUUUGUUGGAAAAGGGAGGAUACUGUUAUGCCAGAGGCUGUUGGUGCUUCUGGACAUUUUUCAAAGUUCCAUCAUGCUGAAGGAAGCAGGACUGAGGGUAGGAUCAUAAUGCUGUGGGAUACUGUAGACAAUUCCAGCAUUAAAAAAUGAUUGAUACACAAAAUGAUAAACCAAAGGAAUAGCAGCCUUGACACUCAACACAAAUGAAGGUGUGGAAUAUAACUGGGUUGCCACCUCGACCCCAAAGAUGAUAAACACUUUUUUGUCUUAAAAGUGAGAGCAGCUUCCUUAUGAAGAGGUGAGUCUGACUUUGAUAGUUUGGGAGUGAAAGAAAAAAAUCUUCCUUUUAUUACCGUGCAUUUCGUUUGAACCUUCUGCAUGAUGGAAGUACCCUCCUCAGAAGCCAAGAACUAAUUAUCCUCUUACAAAUCAAAGCAUCAGAUACAUAUCAACACUUGGCUCAGCUACUAAGUUCUUUGAAGCCAAUAACCAGAAAUACUGUUCAAAAAGAGAAAAUUUUAAUAUCAGCCAUUCUGAACUACGCUAGUUACAGACUGAAAAAUGAUUUCCUGCAGUUGUGGCAAUUUAGUGUUUUUGUUAAAUAUAAACACUGUUACAGUUGCUGAAUUUUGU
Messenger RNA from Stegostoma tigrinum, 3922 nucleotides. RefSeq names its product exocyst complex component 1-like. Gene Ontology annotation, cellular component: exocyst; plasma membrane. NCBI's taxonomy places the organism in Eukaryota, Metazoa, Chordata, Chondrichthyes, Orectolobiformes, Stegostomatidae. The record is from RefSeq and is a predicted model, not a curated record. The coding region runs from base 312 to 2990 and encodes 892 amino acids. Gene Ontology annotation, molecular function: phosphatidylinositol-4,5-bisphosphate binding. Gene Ontology annotation, biological process: exocytosis; Golgi to plasma membrane transport. The transcript is spliced from 18 exons.